CUCAGGUUCCCAAUCAAGACCACACAAAUAGUCCACAUAUUGGAUUUAUCUCUAUGAGACUUAUCCUGAUUUUGAUAUUAGAUGUCAAAACAAAUUUCAUAUCGGCCCAAAGCCCAACAAUAAUUUAUUUUAAUCAAAACAAAUUUGAUUAAUUGAAUUAUUCAUUAAAAAUUUUAGGGUAAGUUUUGGGGCGUUACAAAUCGGGCGUCCCCGAUAAGGGCUCAGCUGAGCCACCGGUGUACCCAAUUCGAUUGGGGUCAGACUUACGAGAAAAUAUGUGCAAGACCGGUGUGUAUAUCAUUCUUGGCCUGUCUCGCGCACAAGAAUGAUAUUUACCAGCGUGCCAGGCCGGGCCUGUGUCACAUAUUGUAAUAUUUUUUAUUAUACUGAGCAAGACCGGUGUAGUAACCAGCGUGCCAGGCCGGGCCUGUGUCUCAGUCUUCCUCUUUUUUUUUAAUACUGAGCAAGACCGGUGUAGUAACCAGCGUACCAAGCUCGGCUUGUGUCUCAGUCUUCCCUCCGAAUUUGUUGAAGAUUGUUGCAUGAACGAUAUACUGCCAUCGACUAGGCACCAUUCUUUAAUGGUACCAAAAAUAUUUGAUACAAUUAAAUGGAGCAGACUCACUUAAAUCGGAAUAUCUUCUGAAAUUUGCUCCUCCAUAUUUUAAUUUCCAUUGUGUGAGAGUUGGCCGCUUCUGAAAUUUGCUCCUCCAUAUUUUAAUUUCCAUUGUGUGAGAGUUGGCCGCUUGUGGUUUGGAUUGAUUUGUACUCCAUGUAGUUGUCUAGGGCCCAUCAUCAUGUGGCUUCCAUUUAUGAAUGGAAGCACAUAUCUUUAUGUAUCUCGCAUGGGCAUUUGCAAGUGGACCCAUGUAAUUGACAAACAUAAGCCUUCACAUGCUCCAUUGUCUAUUUUUGCUGUGUGGAUGAUAUAAACGGCCCCACUACUUAGCUUUGCACUCUUCUCCAAAGAUUUUUUUCGGUUCAUAGCAUGUGGACUAUGAUUUGCAUAUCUUUGAAUGGGCCCCUCAUAAUAAUGAAUAAUUGGGUGUAUGAAAUUAUCCAAUUAAUAUGAAUAAUUGGGCCCCUCAUAGCAUGUGGACUCUUUAUAAUUAUUUGGAUUCAUUCUGCCGAAUCACGCAGCUUCCCCUAGAUUUCUUCUUUCUUGGACACCCAUGGAGGAGCGGCGAGGGGACACCCACAGAGGUAACACCCAUCGAUUUCCCCAUCGUUCUCCCUCGUUUGCUGCGGCGAAGAGUGGAUACUUAGCCGAGGCGGCAAGAGAACUUCACCUGGAGCAGCCCUUCACCGAUGGCGGCGACAGUUUCGGGUUUAGCGAUGGUGAUGAUAAACAAUGGAAAAACUUUUACCAUGGUGAGUUAGCCUCGAAUGAAAUGGUAAUGCGCAGAUCCGACAAAAGUUGCAGUGAUGAACUAUAGCACUGGCGGACUCCAAUUGAGAGUGGCGCACAACAGCCACCUAAGUUUUUGCUGCUGCAGGAGGGGAGGGCAUAUCUAUAACGGCAGAGAACCACGCCUAGAAUACCAGGAUUCCCGACAGGCCGAUGAAAAGGAGUAAAUGACGUCGUGCCCUCUUUUGUCAAAAAGCCCGGCUCGAGAUAAGUCGGACCAGAGCCUCAUGUAAUCCUUGGACACCUCGGAGGCGAGGCCGUCCGGAGGUGAUAGCCGGGGAAGGAAUCGAGGUGCUUCCGGGCGGUGCCAUGGUGGAAGGCGAUGAAAGUGUCGCUGCAGUCGUGGCCGGCGAGAUCGAGGAUGUGGACGUCACCCCGUCACGUUGUGGACCUUUCCUGGAUUAGAAUCCACAGAUUUUCCCUGGCGAUGUGCUUGUGCAGAUGGGUGUAAUCCAGAGAUGGGUGGACUAAUUGUUCAUUGUAUUCUUCUUCCCUCUCCUUUUUUUUUGACGGAAGUCUCAACAUAGCCACACUGGAGAUAAAAUUUUGUUUAAUUUUCCAACGCAACUCUCUUUUCUCUCUCUCUUAUCCUUUGGUAAUGAAGAAACUAAAAAAAAUAUGGCUUUUUGCUCAGGUCCCACGGUCGGCGCCAAAAUGAUGGUGUAAAUUAUCGACCGGUAUACCGUUUUUAGCCCGGCUAAAACGAUAAACUAGUCUAAAAAUACACCAAGAUAUAAACACGGGGAUUUUGACGUGGAAACCCAAAUCGGGAGAAAACCACGGGCCUUUUUUGGCGGUACCUUGCCAACGGGGGGAUUUUUAUUAAUAUUGGGGGUGUAUACACGGUACAUAAUUUAAGCGUAGAAGCCGUUAAUGGAAGCUUCAAAGCUUCUUGAAGAAUGAAAAUACAAGAAUUCUAGAGAGAGAAUGUAAUGGGCAGGGAGAAGAAUGUAAGAAUGGCCUCCUCUUCACAUUGGGGGCACCCCUCCUUUUAUAGGAGGGAGGAGGAGCAUAUUCGAAGGAAUAUUCUCUUAUUUCUCCAUUUUAUUAAACAGGCCCGGUUUGG
Cuscuta campestris is the source of this 2474-nucleotide messenger RNA. The record is from the annotation of a GenBank genome assembly. NCBI's taxonomy places the organism in Eukaryota, Viridiplantae, Streptophyta, Magnoliopsida, Solanales, Convolvulaceae.